Molecule: messenger RNA, 668 nt
Organism: Guyanagaster necrorhizus
Lineage: Eukaryota; Fungi; Basidiomycota; Agaricomycetes; Agaricales; Physalacriaceae
Exons: 3
Coding region: 175-519 (114 amino acids)
Source: RefSeq, a predicted model, not a curated record
CGCGUCGAUGUUCAAUCAAAUUUGGGGUUCGAGAUCAUGUGAUCGAAUCCAACCUCAGAUCCUACUUCAAGUUCUCGGUUUACUGUAGGGCUCGAGCUUGGAGAAUUGUGAGUUCGACUUGAGCUCAAUGGCUAGCCAUGUCGCUUUUUCAAACACGCAAUCUACAUCUCAUCGAUGUCUGUCUCGUCGAGCAUGCCAGUGUCUACAACCGGAGCUGCUUCCUUGAUGGAGCGUUGUAUUAAGGGCGGGGACCCGCUGCGCCGCUUAGCUGAAGGAAAUUUUAAAAACGCCACCUUCAGUUUCCCCGGAUCUUCAGAAAGUGACGUAUCCAUUGAUGUCUACAACGGCCGCUCGACUACGUCAUGUGAGAGUAAUAUCUCAAGCGAGCACAAGGACAGCUAUGUUGUUCGGGAGAAGAGGUAUGGAAAGUUUGCGAGGACACUUCAGCUUUCUAGGGUGUCAAGGGCGAUGAGAACAAUAUCUAUGUCAGACGGAGUGCUGACGGUAAUUGGACGGUGACCUACAGCUGGACCUGACAGAAAUUCCCCGGUUUUUUUUUUCGUCUAGGAUGGACAUUGGACUUGCGUGUAUUGCUUGGCAAGAAAUUGAAGGAAAAUACAUCGAUCAGACAUGUGGACUACGAACUCUUUAACGUCGAAGUUUGCUGG